UCUGAUACAGGUCCAGCUCACUGGCAUGAGAACUUCCCACAAGCCAGUGGGAAACGCCAAUCUCCUAUCGAUAUCAAUACUUCAAUUACCACUUAUGAUAAAGCUCUUGCUGACAGAUCGUUGAAGAUCAGCUAUGACCCUAAACGUACCAAAGAACUCGUCAACAACGGGCAUACCUUCAGAGUGGAUAUUGAUGCGUGUGACUAUAAUCUGAGCGGGGGUCCAUUAGAAGACAACUAUCAGCUAGUUCAGUUCCAUGCUCAUUGGGGAAAGGAAGACAAAGAAGGUGCCGAACAUACCAUCGAUGGCAAACAGUACGCAGCUGAGAUUCACCUUGUUCAUUGGAACACCGGACAAUUCAAGACCGUCAAUGAUGCUAUCAAAUGUGAUAAGGGCAUCGCUGUGCUGGGAUCAUUUAUUAAGGUUGGAAAGCCACAUGAAGGUUUUGAAAAGCUGGUGCCUUGCUUGAAGAAGGCUCUUAACAAGAAUUGUACUGCAACUGUGGAGGGAGGAUUCGAUCCCAGCUGUCUGUUACCAGAAAAUAAAAGAGAUUACUGGACGUAUGAGGGCUCCCUCACCACUCCACCUUGCUACGAGAGUGUCACUUUUAUUCUCUUCAGAGACCCCAUAGAGGUCUCGGAACAGCAGCUUCAAGUACUCCGUGAGCUACAAGAUCAUUGUGAUGGCGAGACUCCAGAGGGCCCUGGUAAACUGGUAAAUAACUACCGUCCACUCUGUGAUCUCAACGGACGAGUCGUCAGGGCUACCUUCCAACAGUAGAUACAGUGGAGGUAUAUCCUGACGGAACCGUAUAGGGCACACAUGAGUAAUUAAGACUCCCAUUCACUCACACGUUAAAUCUAAGCUCAUUAAAAAAUCAUUAAAAAUCAACCAUGUGUAUUUACUGACUGAGAUAAAUCAUAAUAUUUGCAGUACAACAGAAAUGAACUACGUUAAUCAGGUACUUGUCCAGCUCAAACAAAAAUUAUAUGACCUGAAACAAAAUUAACAAUAAUUUAGGUCAGUUUAAAGCGAGAAAUCGGUAACUGCUUUGCUGACAAUAAUAAUUAAAAUAGAAUACAAAAAUACAGCCUAGCUUCUCCAAAGGCCCAAUUAUGAAAGAGUUUGAAUAUGGAAUUGAUUUUAUCAAUAGUAAUUUGAUAUACACUCAUUUUGUAUAAUUUCGAUGAAUUAUUUUACUUAAUAAAGUCAUGUGAUCUUUCCUUGCGCCUGUCCAGAAUGCAUUACGUGUGGAAGAAAUAUUGAUGUGUGACCUAUAUGGCAUUAUACUUUCACUGGUCUUACAGGUGAAACUCUUCAUAUUACCUUUCUUACUUUUAUGGCGGUACAUUUUGUGUUUGUUUUCUUUCUCAUAUAUGGGGCAUAAUGCAUGCUAUUACUCUCUGAAAAGAGAUAAAUUCUCAGCUGCAUAAUUCCUUGCUUGGGUUUUUUUUCUGGAAGUUUGUAAAUUUACGAGUUUUAUGUUUCCAUUUAAUCUCAAAUAUGAUAAGGGAUAAACUUUUGUAAUUAUUGUUUCUUUUCAGUAAGAGAAGAAAUUUAUUUAAGUGGAAAGGUGGUCUGCCUUGAUUUGUGAUUUAGAUAACCAAAUCAAGCGAAAGCUAUUUGGAUUUGUCUUUUCCCUGUAAUCUAAAAUAAAAUUUAUAUGUGCAAUUGUUAGGUUCUGUUGAAAGAUGAUUGAUUAAUCUGAAUAAUUGUUAAAGGUUGAGAAUGAAACAAUAGAAAAUUAGAGCUUGGCUAAUGGUGCUUUACUCAUUAUAUAUGGAUCCUUUCUUUGUACUUAGUCACAUAAACCAUCACUGUCUUCCCUUUGCACCUUGUAGUAGUGCACAAUAGCAAAGAUUAUGAAUAUAUGAGAGAAUAUAAAACCUGCAGUUUUUAUAUGACACAAUAUGAAGCUUUGCCUCAUUUACCUCUCAGAUGUGUCAACUCUACCAUGCAAUAAAACCCCAGAAACCUUGCUCAAUUUAAUAGUCAAGUCAAAAAUAUAUUAAUGGCUGUUGAUUGAAAAGUGAUCAUGAAAUUGUAAAGUAAUAUUGGUGUUUAGAUCGGAAGGUGUUUUAUUUCUAUAAUAAUAUAAUGUAUGCAUUUAUUGUUGAAGUGAUUGGUUGUAAUAAUAAUAUAUUGUAUGCAUUUAUUGUUGAAGUGAUUGGGUGUAUAAAUGAAAUAUAUAUGCAAACAGAUGAGUAGUUUAUUUAUUUAUAGAUGGAUAUUUUCUUAUGAUAAGUAUAGAAUUAAUGUAUGAAACUUGCUGUUGUUGCCACUUUAUAGCACCAGGAGUCCCAGGUACAGAGAGAAAAGAUUCUAAUAA
Lytechinus variegatus (green sea urchin) is the source of this 2329-nucleotide messenger RNA. RefSeq names its product carbonic anhydrase 1-like. Gene Ontology annotation, cellular component: cytoplasm. The record is from RefSeq and is a predicted model, not a curated record. Gene Ontology annotation, molecular function: carbonate dehydratase activity; zinc ion binding. The annotation marks the transcript as partial. The transcript has 7 exons. Lineage: Eukaryota; Metazoa; Echinodermata; Echinoidea; Temnopleuroida; Toxopneustidae.